UACUCUUUCUUCUCAUUCAACUGAAAUACAGUUCCCCUUUCCCUCAUCUUUUUUUCAAAACUUUUCUUUUAAUUCCUCGAAUUUAUCGCUAUUAUUUUCUUCAUUUUUCCUUGUUAAAUCUCUCUUCCCUCCACCAAGAAACUGACCAUCUCAAUAGGCUUUUGCAUCUCACACCGGAAUAUUCCUUCUCCAAUCAUCUCCCGGAUACCGGACCUCUCCUCUCCGGCGGUCACUCUUUCGGUUUCUUUUGAUCUGAUAUUUCAACGAAUUCUCGAAUUUCUCAGGGUUGAUUUUUCUGUGAUUAAAUCGCUUUGGAAGAUUUUUUUUAGAUCGAUAAAAAAAAGGUGAGAAGGAAGGGAAGAGGCCACAGUUGGCUGUUUAUUUAUUUCUGUGAGUGAAAAUCGGUGAAUCUCAUUGUGGUUUUGGUUUUUCCAGCCGAACUGACCAUGCAUUCCUGUGACCAAGUUCAGAUUUAUUGCAGGGGAAUGUAUCUUCUUUUUGAGCAGCUGGCGUUAUUCCGAUUAUCUGUGGGGUUCAUGUAAUGGAUAGGCUGUUAAAUGUAGUUUAGUGUUCUUUAUGGAAAAUCCCAUCAAUGUGGUCUAGUUUGGAAAGUUUGGAUGGAUAUAUGUGAAUCAGAGCGAAGAUUGAAGAAGCUUGCUGCUGUUGAUACCGCGAGGUCACCCCUUGUUCCUGCUGAAAAAAACAAUGCAUCACUCACAACUCGUCAACCUCGAACCAGGGAAGUUAGUUCGAGGUAUAAAUCACCCAGUCCUGCAACACCUUUUGGUUCGAGGCGUUGCCCAUCUCCAAUUACUAGAACAACCUCUACUCCUUCCCAGUUGGUGAAAAAUAGAGCUGUUUCGGCUGAGCGGAAACGCCCCUCAACACCAUCUUCACCUCGAAGUCUAUCUACGCCAGUUCAAGAUUCAUCAGUAGGUGUGCAGAUAUCACCUAGAAGGCUAUCAACUGGCCGCACACCUGAAAGUUUAUGGCCAUCUACCAUGAGAAGUCUUAGUGUUUCAUUUCAGUCUGAUACAAUUUCAAUUCCUGUUAGCAAAAAGCAAAAACAAAAACCGGUUAGUAAUGUUUCAUUGGAUCGUACUUUGAGACCUUCUUCAAAUGUGGCUCAUAGACAACAGUCCGAAAAAUCUGCGUUAUCGCGUAAGCCUACUCCAGAGAGAAAGAAAAGUCCUCUUAAAGGGAAGAAUGCGCCUGAUCAAUCUGAAAACGCUAAACCAGUUGAAGGUUUGCCUGGCCGUAUAAGAGAUCAGCCUCGAUGGCCUAGUAGAAAUCAUGGGAAACUAUCUUCCAAUUCAUUGAAUAGAAGUGUAGAUCUGGGUGAUAUUAAGAUUGUUAAAAGUUUAUCUACACCAGUUCCAGAAAUCGGGUUAUCUUCACUGAAGAGAAUGGCAAUUUCCGAUAGUUUGAGUAUAUCUCUAAAGAAAUCUGCUAAUGACUCAGCCAAUUUGUUAUCACUCGAUGAAAUCGGUCAGGUAGGGCCUGAGGUAAUUCCAAUUGAUGAUAAGUCUCUGCGGGUAUCUGGACCUGCAAGGCUCCUUUCUGCAAGUUCAUUGGACAAAAUGACACUGACAACUUAUGCACACAAAUCUCAGUCUUUGUCUGCUCCUGGAUCACGACCUCAGACACCAAAUAGAACUUCUGUUUCGAGGGGUGCCAGUCCUUCUCGGGCAAGACCUUUCACUCCACCUCCAAGAGGAGACAGUGCAACUCCAAGGGGAGUCAGUCCAUCUCGUAUGAGGACAUCCACCAUAACUAGUCAAUCCCAUAGCUUAACUUCAGUUCUUAGUUUUAUUGCAGACUUUAAGAGGGGGAGAAAAGGUGCAAGCUACAUAGAGGAUGCUCAUCAACUCCGGCUUCUUUACAAUCGCCAUUUGCAGUGGCGAUUUGCUAAUGCCAGGGCAGAAGCUGUACUGUAUAUUCAGAAAAUUACUGUGGAGGAAACUUUAUACAAUGUCUGGAAUGCUACUUUGGGUCUGUGGGAUGCCAUGAUCAAGAAAAAGAUCGAUCUCCAACAAUUGAAGUUAGAGCUCAAGUUGAACUCGGUUUUGCAUGAUCAAAUGGGAUAUCUUAACAAUUGGACAUUACUUGAAAGAGAUCAUGUAAGUUCUUUAGCUGAAGCCGUAGAAGAUCUGGAGGCAAGCACUCUACGUCUUCGCGUAACUGGAGGGGCAAGGGCGGACAUUGAAUCAUUGAAAGCUGCUAUUUCCUCUGCUGUUGAUGUGAUGCAGGCUAUGGGAUCCUCCAUUUGUUAUUUACUCUCAAAGGUGGAAGGAAUAAAUAAUUUGGUUUCUGAGCUUGCUGCAAUAGCUAUGCUAGAGAAGAACAUGCUGGAUCAAUGUGAAGCUCUCAUGGCUUCAACAGCGGCUAUGCAGUUAGAAGAGUACAGUGUUAGGUCUCAUCUCAUACAAACAAAACAAGUUUUGGAGAGGAAUAAGCAGCCAACAAUGGCAACCAAAACACUAUUUCCAUGGCCAUAACGAGCUGGUAAGCUGAUAGUAUUCUGCCAAUAUAUGAUCCUUUAAAGUGAGAUAAAUUUAUUACAAAAUCUGCUCUGCCAGCCCCAGUAAAUGUAAAUUUCCCCCUUUUCCCUUUUAACUUGAAUGUUAUUUUUUCUUUCAUUUUUUUACCCUUUCCAAAGAUUGGGGUUUUUGACUCUGAUCUUUUGUCUACGUGUAAUUUUUGUAUUACGCAUAUGAAAAGAAAAAAAAUGCAGAGGAAACGAAAUAUUUGAUAU
Messenger RNA from Hibiscus syriacus, 2755 nucleotides. RefSeq names its product AUGMIN subunit 8-like. NCBI's taxonomy places the organism in Eukaryota, Viridiplantae, Streptophyta, Magnoliopsida, Malvales, Malvaceae. The record is from RefSeq and is a predicted model, not a curated record. Gene Ontology annotation, biological process: centrosome cycle; spindle assembly. Gene Ontology annotation, molecular function: microtubule binding. Bases 618 to 2498 code for a protein of 626 amino acids. Gene Ontology annotation, cellular component: cytoplasm; centrosome; nuclear microtubule. The transcript has 8 exons.